Molecule: messenger RNA, 1853 nt
Organism: Pocillopora damicornis (cauliflower coral)
Lineage: Eukaryota; Metazoa; Cnidaria; Anthozoa; Scleractinia; Pocilloporidae
Source: RefSeq, a predicted model, not a curated record
AGUCAUGCCAGCACGGACACAGCACAAUGGUUUUGAACAAUGCGCAAUCGAUUAUUAACAUAUUCCUCAAAAAUUAUCGCCCUUUCUAAACAAAAAGACCAAACAAAAGAUUCUUUCAAACAUUAAUGAGUCCUUGAGAUGCCAAAGAGCAUGUUCGCAGUUCAUUUACGGAUUAAAAGACUUACGAAGCAAUUGUCAUGGAGUAGAAACUAUGCCGAUAACGAGAUGGGAUUUUAAUUACUGGACGCGUUGCUAAAAAUAAGCAGGUUAGACGUGGCUUUAUCUUAAGCUAAGCUUUGGUGAAUUUGCGUCGAAUUUUCUGAAAGAAGAACUUGAAUCUAGCUCUAACCGACUGGAACGAACGCAAUAGACAUCAUGCCUCAAAUAACCGCAAGCGAUGUCAACUUGAGUUCAUCAGUCAUAAAAGCACGUCCUUCUGGAGACAGUAAAGCAGCGAGAAAUGAAGACAAAAGUUUUAAAGGACAAGUUUCAAACGAAGAGGAAAAAAAGUUAUCUGAGAAUGAUGGACGCCAUGAUGUAUUAAAAGACAUCAGAACUGAAGACUGCCUAAAAUUACCAACUCUAACAAAAGCUACAAAACACAACAACGGUGUAAAGAGUAGAGUUGAAGUUCUUUUAAAAAGAAGACAAUUUUCUGAUCUAACAAUUCACCAACUGAAUUCAGAUUUGUGUAGAAAACAUAGGGAAAAUUUGUCAUCGUCGUGUUUACGAAAUCACGAAGUUUCUCCCGGCAUGCAAAAACGUAUACCUAUUGUUUCUGACGAAAAUGGGGAAAACAAUAGCGAAGAAGGAAAUGCAAGGCAGAGUUUAAAGGAAAAAUCCUUGGAUAGCAAACUACCACUCUCUUGUUCAAUUCUUGAGGGACAAAGAGUAAACUUAAGAGAGAAGGCUGGGUUAAACAAACAGCGGAAACAAAUCCGAAAACAUAGUGAGCUUCCACAUGCAGAGAAAGAAAACAAGUUACCAAAUCAAAGUGACACUUCUUCGAAAGACCCUGAUCAUAUUAAAACCUUUUUAAUGAAAUCGAUGUUAACACGGAGAAAUACGUCUGAUACAGUUUCAGUAAACACUGGAAAGCGGAGUGACAGACCCGUAUUUCACCUACCGAAGGCAGAUAAAUACGAUAUCAGCCCUCGAGGUCUAAUAGACAACCAAGUUUGCUCUGUUUUCAGAGUAAAGGAUGUCAAAUCAUCAUCGCUGUUUUACCCAAGUUUCAACAAUGCUUGGAGUCCAAACCGGGACAACUAUAGAAUUAAACAUUCGGUGUUUAAAGCUUUCGCACAGCAACCUGCAGUGUUUAUAAGGGAACCAUCCCCAGUGGCUGGGGUGAAAAUACAUUUAAAGGAACACGAGGAUUCGUUCACACAAGCGAUUCAGGCUGUUGAAAAAACAAACGCACUAACCUCAGCUGUUGACACAGCAGUGACACGACAAGUUAAGAAAUUUGUUGUAAGAUUACCACCAAUUUGCUGAAAAGUAUGUUAGUUUGUACCAAAAAUAGUUUUGUAUCGCAGUUUAGUCUUUUCGUUUGGCUAACAUGUGACGUCCACAAUUAAUUUAAAACUAAAAAUAUUAUUUAGAAGUACAUUUAUCAACGUCGUUGUUGUUCAGAAGGCUGCUUAAUUUUAAUGCAAUAUUGGACCAACUAACUUACCAAUUUCUCUCGCCCAAGAGCAUAACCUCAAGUCCACAUUCUUCCUUUCCCCGGUGGGUAGGGUAAGUUUACGGUUCUCGCAACGUCAUCACAAGGAAAGACUGAGCCAAACUAGUUCCCAGUCGUGUUAAAUUACGAGCGGCUGAAGAUGUCGCACAGUAGGUAUCAAAAUCCUUUA